AGUGAAAACCUGACUCAAUCAAAAUACAGGUUUUACAAAACGUUACUUUAUAGCGUCGCCGUUGAUCAACAAGUGACACCUUCAGCUGCAUCACACUCACUACUCGAUUGAUUAAUGCUAAUUGUUUUUGAUUUUAUUUUUUUUUAACUUAAUUUCGAUUUUGGAACAACCUACGACUCUUCGAGUAAUUCGAGGCCACUCCUUUUAUAUGGUCAUUGCUGAUAAUGGCUUCUUCCUUUUUGACAAAGAUUCUUUUAGGUCCUCGCUCGAUUAUCACUCACCACCCACCAAUUCUCUCUUCUUUCUUCUCUGUAAGGAUCGCUUUUUGUAUCCCUAAUUUCAUCUGGAAACGGCUGUUCUCUAUACAAACUGUUCCAACCUCUACAGCCCAAAACACCAAAUUGACUGGUUGGGCUCCUUGUAUGGCUUCUUCAAUAGUUGGUAGAAGAGCUGCAUAUUCAACACGAUCUGCACCCACAAAUGAGCCAGUUGUGUCUGUGGAUUGGCUUUAUGAUAACCUGAAGGAGCCUGAUAUUAAGGUGGUGGAUGCAUCCUGGUACAUGCCAGAUGAGCAAAGGAAUCCAAUUCAAGAGUAUCAGGUUGCUCAUAUUCCUGGGGCCCUUUUCUUUGACGUAGAUGGAAUAGCAGAUAGAACUACAAAAUUACCACACAUGUUGCCAUCAGAAGAAGCUUUUGCUGCUGCUGUUUCUGCACUUGGCAUACAGAACAAAGAUGACUUAGUUGUUUAUGACGGCAAAGGAUUAUUUAGUGCGGCUCGUGUUUGGUGGAUGUUCCGAGUGUUUGGGCAUGAUAGAAUUUGGGUAUUAGAUGGUGGCCUGCCAAGAUGGCGUGCAUCGGGUUAUGAUGUUGAGUCCAGUGCUUCGAGUGAUGCUAUUCUUAAAGCUAGUGCUGCAAGUGAGGCAAUAGAGAAAGUAUAUCAGGGACAAGCAGUUGGUCCAAUCACAUUUGAGACUAAAUUUCAGCCACAUCUUGUUUGGAGCCUUGAACAGGUAACAAGAAAUAUAGACGAACAAUCUCACCAACUCAUAGAUGCUAGAUCAAAGCCCAGGUUUGAUGGAACUGCACCAGAGCCUAGAAAGGGAAUCAGAAGUGGUCAUGUACCUGGCAGCAAAUGUAUCCCUUUUGCUCAGAUGUUAGAUGGUUCACAGACAUUGUUACCAGCGGAUGAUCUUAAGAAGCGUUUCGAUCAAGAAGGCAUCUCUUUGGAAAGUCCGGUAGUGACUUCAUGUGGAACUGGGGUAACUGCAUGCAUUCUCGCAUUGGGUCUUCAUCGUCUCGGAAAGACUAAUGUACCAGUUUAUGAUGGAUCAUGGAGUGAAUGGGGAGCACAAUCUGAUACACCUGUUGAAUCCUCUCAAACCGAAUAGUAUUUGCAUCACAAAAGGCUAUAUCAUCCACUUUUCAAACAUUCUUGAGAUUUAUCUAUGCAUCUUUGCUUUUUCUUGUUUUGGAUUGAUUGGGAUUGAAUUGCAUAACUUUUCAUGUUCAACAACAUUACUAAAUAGUAAAUCCUGUCAUGUGGCUUAUAAAAAUAAUGAUAGGAUUGUUUAAUAAUUGUCUCAGAUAGAAUUUGUUUGGUACUUAGAUGA
Messenger RNA from Cicer arietinum (chickpea), 1610 nucleotides. Its product is annotated as thiosulfate/3-mercaptopyruvate sulfurtransferase 1, mitochondrial. NCBI's taxonomy places the organism in Eukaryota, Viridiplantae, Streptophyta, Magnoliopsida, Fabales, Fabaceae. Gene Ontology annotation, cellular component: mitochondrion. Gene Ontology annotation, molecular function: thiosulfate-cyanide sulfurtransferase activity. The record is from RefSeq and is a predicted model, not a curated record.